Xenia sp. Carnegie-2017 is the source of this 2860-nucleotide messenger RNA. RefSeq names its product rhodopsin, GQ-coupled-like. The coding region runs from base 939 to 2714 and encodes 591 amino acids. The transcript is spliced from 3 exons. Gene Ontology annotation, molecular function: G protein-coupled receptor activity. The record is from RefSeq and is a predicted model, not a curated record. Gene Ontology annotation, biological process: G protein-coupled receptor signaling pathway. Lineage: Eukaryota; Metazoa; Cnidaria; Anthozoa; Malacalcyonacea; Xeniidae. Gene Ontology annotation, cellular component: membrane.
ACACAAAUAAUACAUGUCAGUUGUUCAAAUACCGGAACAGUUCGUACCAUGUGUGUAAUAAGUACAGUUCAAUUAAAUCGUUUUUAAUCGUUGCAGUAACACGCAAUCACGUUAUAGUAAGUAGUAACUUUAUAGUUUUUUAUUUAAGGCCAACAGGUGAUUCCGUUGACAACGGAAAAUUUUGACCGUAAGCGAUCUAAUGUGCAGGAAACGAUUAGUGAUUUCGGGCAAUUUACAAGAUAUUAGAAGACAGUCAAGUCACACAACAGCAUUGGUUUUGAAAGAAGAACAGACAAACAUACGUUAUAGUUUGUUCUAAACAACGCAGAAAGAUUCUCGCUAGACAGCUGUUGAUAUCAUUUAUAUUACAAUAGCCAUAAUAUGUACGGAGACGCAGGUCUGAAUAUAUUCUAGCCAUCUCUGAUACGAUUCAUUCAUUAUUUUUUGUGGAACACAUUGGUAGAGAGAGGUGAACUGCAAACAUUGCAAAGAAACGUGGCACAAAAAUCUUUUAAGGCAAACUGUAGAUGAGCGAAACGAAAGGACGUACUUUGCUGACGUACACGUGGAUUUGAUUGGACGUACGUUUGCUAAUUACAGAAAUAUAAACGCGGCGAAAUGCAUUCAAAGUAGAAAAUGGGAGCCGGUAUUGAGAUAAAACGAGGACAACGAGUAUGUGUGUAAGAGGAAUAUAAAAUAACGAGAAGCGUUAAAAUAUUGAUGAUAAUAUUGUUUCGACACUGUCAUUCUAUAUGGUAAAAUUUCUUAUUUGAAAAGUUAAGCCGUUACAAGAGUGAAAGUAUUAUAACAAUUGUAAAUCAAGAAAACAUUUUGAAAGAAAGUAUAAGAGGAAAGUGGAUGGUCGAGAACUGCCAUAAAGCAAAAACAAGAAAGAAAUUGAAAAGAUAAGAGGCAAUCCUGUUUAAUAUUAACAGAAGAUGUACCCUAAACACAGAAUAGGAGAUAAACUUCAACAAGAUGAUCACAAAACCCAUUCCAAUGACUUCGUGUUUGCACUGGCUGUUAUCCUUGCUAUCAUAGAAAUACUUGGUAUACUAUUUAACGGUAUCAUUCUAACGGUCUACUUUAAAUACGCAAGACUUCGUACAGCAACGAACAACUUUAUUCUAAAUUUAGCCGUUUGUAAUCUGAUAUUGGCCCUACUACAGCUUCUGUCAUCAACACCAUCGUUUUUUCAAAAGGAAUGGAUAUAUAGUCACGAUUUGUGUAUCACAUACGGUUUCCUUCAUCAAUACCUAAUGACCGUUGUUGUGAUAACCCUUGCCGUCAUAUCUUUUGAUCGUUUCUGCGUCAUCACAAAGCCAGUGCAUAAAUUAAAACUUAUGGUGGUAACCAAGAGACGCGCAUGCGUACUAAUUGUUACCACCCACAUUUAUGCUUUUUUCUUCACCCUUCCUCUGCUGCUGGGUUGGAGUAAGUUAGUACCAGAUAAACAUUAUAACACCGGAUGCUAUAUUCAAAGCUAUGAUGCCAGCACAGGUUCUAUAGCAUAUACAAUCAUAUUGACUUUAUUCACGUGUCUGGCACCAUUGGUCGUCACAGUAUGCUGUUACACAAAAAUAUAUAGAUCAGUGCGAAGGAGUUCCAGACGUUGCUCAAUGCAUACUAGGACACAGAUAUUUUCACACAAAGAGUCAAGAAUGCGGCAGAAAUCUUUAUAUCAUACUCGUACAGCUCGUAUGAUUCUUGUAGUUAUGUUCUUUUUCCUGUUGACAUGGGCACCGACCCGAAUUGCAGGAUUAUUAAUCACGUUUGGUUAUCACGUGUCUCCGUUGGCCGUUUACGUUUGCCUGUUUAUGGCAAAGUCUUCCGUAAUUUAUAACGCUGUCGUGUAUGUGUUUAUCAAUCAUCGUUUCCGUGCCGCGUUUCUUCACAUGACUUUCAUGUGCCGUAAUGAUAGUCGUUUACGGUUCACCACGGACGCGACAAACGCGAGCAUGCGCAAUAUUGGUGAUGUUUUACAAUCCAUAGUCAGUGAGCAAGGCGUUUCGCGGAAUUCUUCAAUGAAAGCAGUCUCACAAUUACAUUUCACAACUGAAGCUGCAGAAAUUUCUCAAAAUUCCUCAAGCACUGAAAGGAAUAGUGGAAAGGAAUCGAAGAAAGUUCAACAAGCACGACAGUUCUUGGAAAUUUGUUGUACAUCAAUAGAAAUGGUUCAAAAUCAGUCGAAAAUAUCUCUUGAACUGAAAGAAAUGAGUGCAAGAAUGUCAAAAUCUCCUCACAAACCCAUGUCCAACAAUAAUUAUAAAUCAGAUAUUUCUAUGAACCAAUUGAAUAUAUCUGGAGAGAAUUUUGUUUGUGACAUGAGGGAAGAAUUCCUGGAAGAUACAGGAAAAAUCAACUAUGGAAUGUCUGUUGAUGAGAAGGAUUUAAGAGAAGUUAAAGAAGAAAUCCUUGAUACAACACAGGAUAGAGUUAUUUUUCACAAAACGAUAUAUGCAAGGCUGCACCAAGAAAACAAUGAUGACCAAAUCAAAAUUUAUGAAACAUCCAAAACCAUAGACAAUUUUCCAAAUGAAACAAUUGACUAUGAAUCCAACAAAGUUACAAAAGCCAUGAUUAGUUCAUCUAUGCAUUGUGAGUUUAACAAUUCCUUUUUAUACAAAAAUGAAGUUUUCAAUGAAUCGAGAAGCGACAAAGACUUUAAAAAACAUGUAGUUCAUGAUAUUCAGCAAUUAGGUAAAGUAAGUUAACAUCUUUAGUAAAUUGAUGCAAAUAGAUAUGUAGAAUUUCAAAGCUUCAUUAGCAGAGUCAAUGACUCACUCUUUUUACAACUAUCUUGACGCAAUUAAUCCUUUUUUCCCAUUAUUUUAAUUGAAUAAAUUUAGUAAAAAACUGA